AUGGCGGAGGAGAAGAAAAUUGCUCCAAUUGGUAUCUGGAACACUGUGAAGCCCUUCGUCAAUGGCGGUACCUCUGGUAUGCUUGCAACCUGCGUUAUCCAGCCGAUUGACAUGAUCAAGGUGAGGAUUCAACUAGGUCAGGGAUCUGCGGUCAGUGUGACCACGACCAUGUUGAAGAAUGAGGGUAUCGGUGCCUUCUACAAGGUAUAUAGAUCAUAUGUUUUGGAUAUUGAUUAG
Molecule: messenger RNA, 237 nt
Organism: Thlaspi arvense
Lineage: Eukaryota; Viridiplantae; Streptophyta; Magnoliopsida; Brassicales; Brassicaceae
Source: the annotation of a GenBank genome assembly